Suhomyces tanzawaensis NRRL Y-17324 is the source of this 1617-nucleotide messenger RNA. Its product is annotated as ubiquitin-specific protease. Gene Ontology annotation, biological process: protein deubiquitination. Bases 1 to 1617 code for a protein of 538 amino acids. Gene Ontology annotation, molecular function: zinc ion binding; cysteine-type deubiquitinase activity. Lineage: Eukaryota; Fungi; Ascomycota; Pichiomycetes; Serinales; Debaryomycetaceae. The transcript has a single exon. The record is from RefSeq and is a predicted model, not a curated record.
AUGUCUACCUCGAGAAAAACCACCCCUGGGCCAUCCCAGUAUGGGGUGUCUUCAGCAUCGUCCUUCAGUUCAUCCUCAUCCAGACCUUCCACGCGUCCAGCCAUUGAACUGACUCCUCCCCCCGAUAAUUAUGCCUUGAUCGGCCCCUGCUACCACGUCGAGUCAGUUCUCGCUUCUAAGGCCAAAGAAACUGUGUUUCUGACUUAUCGCCAGGCGGUGAUCAUCGCACAAUCGGUGAGUCCCGACAAAGUGUACCGCUCCAAGAAAGACGGAGGUGAGAUACCGCAUAACCGGUUGAUCCACAAGAAGUCGGAAUCCUUGAAGUGUAGCGACUGCUCGCUUAACAACUUCCAGCACAACUUCAUCUGCUUGCAGUGUCCGCACGUCGGGUGCUUCAACAACCAUGCAUACACCCAUUACAAACUCCAACAGCAUUUAUUCGGUAUCGAUUCCCACAACGGGCUCCUCUACUGUUUUCUGUGCGGGGACUACGUUAACCACCCCCAGCUAGAGCAGAUCCGGAGCGAAAUCGCCGAUGGUACGUCAGCCCAUGUUUCCGACCAGAACACUGAGUUGAUUGCCAACAACUACUCAGACCCCGCAAUCAAGACAAUCAGUGGAUUGAAGGGCUUUGUCAACUUGGGUGCAACCUGUUUCAUGAGCUCGAUUCUACAGACCUUGAUCCACAACCCCUUCGUCAAGUAUCGCUUCUUCAAUAAUGAUUUCCAUUAUUUCAAUUGCGAUAAGAACGACGGCGAACCGGCUGACGAGUACAACGCCUGCAUCACAUGCAGUAUCGAUAACAUUUUCCAAAACUUCUACACAUCAGGCACGAACGAAGGGUUUGGAAUGACAAACCUUUUGACCACUGCCUGGUACAAGAAGAAGUCCUUGGCAGGCUUUCAGGAACAGGAUGCACACGAGUUCUGGCAAUUUAUCCUCAACGAGUUUCACCUGGACCAUGAGCGAAUUCAAACUAAUCUUGGCCACGCCAGUCCCAGCCUCUCGGAUUCGGGAUGCACCUGCAUCACUCACACCACGUUUGCAGGAGAGCUCCAGAGCUCAAUCCAGUGUUUGUCAUGCAAGUCAGUCACCCGAACUAUCGAUCCAAUGAUGGACUUAUCCUUGGAGAUAAAUCAUUUGAAGAAUAAAAAGGGUGUUACAUUGUACGACUGUCUUGACCUCUAUACUCUGGAAGAGAAGUUGGAUGUGAUGUACACAUGCCGAAGCUGCGGCGAAAAAACUAAAGCCAUCAAGUCCUUGAAAAUCAAGACGUUAGCUCCCGUUGUUUCUAUUCAACUAAAGAGAUUUGAGCAUAAUUUCAAUGAGACUCCUACUAAAAUAGAUACGCCGGUGAUCACCCCAUUGUACUUAAACUUAACUAAGUAUGCAUACGAUGCAGGUGCAUCCAUGGGAGUAGAUGGCACAAAGGUGUAUGAGUUAUUUGCGUUGGUGUGCCACAUCGGUUCAGUCAACACGGGGCACUAUAUUGUGCUCAUCAAGAACGGCGCAGGUCAGUGGUUUAAAUUUGAUGACAGCGUGAUCACCUUGGUUUCCCAGGAUGAGGUGACCACCUCUAAUGCCUACUUGCUUUUCUACAUCACCCAUAGAAUCUGA